AUUAUAACCUUUAAAAGCCCCCCGCCCCACUCCAUUUAAUCUUCUCCUACUUUCAAACCCUAAAUCAAAUCCAAGAAGGCAAAAGAAAUCUUAACUCUGUUUUUUGCCCCCAAAGCGAUGAGAGUCCCGGUUUCUUCUCCACAAAGCAACCAUUGUCAAAGCCCGAAACCUAACAACAAUAACACUACUACUACUACUACUAAUACAAUUCGGAACUUAAGUUUCCAUGGGGUGAACAGUGUUCCAACCUCAUGCUAUGAGCCAACUUCGGUUCUCGAUCUUCGUCGAAGCCCGAGUCCGGCGCCCGAGAAGCCUGUAUCGAAUCUGGCCGAUGUUUCGAAUUUUAUCGCGGGAUCCGAUUCGCCACCUCAUCACCAUCAGGCGCCUCUUGAGUGGGACGAGCAUGUGCUACGAAACAUGGAUUGGGAUUCCAUCAUGAAAGACUUGGGAUUAGAUGACGAAUCAGUACCGUCUAUCAAAACUAUUCCUCCUCGAGCUAUUAGUCCUUCCUGCGAGAACCGUAUCCAGAACCUAACUGAGUUUGCUUCCAGCGAGAUGACUCACCACUCUGAGUUUAACAAUCUUUACGAGUUUUAUUCUGGUUUAAAUGAAAACCCAUCUCAUCAAAGUGAUUUUAACGCUGGUACCAUCACUAAUAACUACCUUGAUAUAUCUAACAGUUGUGGUUUUCAUAAUAUUGGCAACUUCAACUUAGGAUUUGAUUUUAUAGAAGAGCUGGUAAGAGCCGCGGAUUGUUUCGACACCCAUGAAUUGCAACUCGCGCAGGUGAUAUUGGCACGGCUCAGUCAGCGGCUGAGAUCUCCGUCAGGGAAGCCGUUGCAGAGAGCCGCUUUUUACUUCAAAGAAGCCCUUCAAUCUCUGCUCAACGGGUCAACUCGGUCGGCUCUUUUGUCUUCGUUGAAUGAAAUCGUUCAAACCGUCAAAGCGUACAAGGCCUUCUCUGGGAUCAACCCUUUACCUAUGUUCAGCCAGCUCAGCACCAACCAAGCGCUCCUUGAAGCACUGGAUGGAUCAGCCCCGUUGAUUCACAUAAUUGAUUUUGAUAUCGGACUGGGUGGCCAAUACGCUUCUUUGAUGAGAGAAAUGGCUGAGAGAAACGAUCAUUCUGGCAAGUUCAUUCGCAUAACUGCGGUGGUUCCCGAGGAAUAUGCGAUUGAGACAAGGCUUAUUAAAGAAAGCCUUGUUCAGUUCGCUCAAGACCUUAAGUUAAGGUUCCAAAUUGAGUUUGUUCUCCUUCGGACCUUCGGAAUGUUGUCGUUUAAAGCUUUUAAGUUCAUUGACGGAGAGAAAACGGCAAUCCUUUUGUCCCCGUCUAUAUUCCGAUGUCUCAGCUUAAACGUGACGGCGUUCUUGAGUGAUCUUCGAAGGGUUAACCCGAGCAUCGUCGUUUUUGUAGAUAGUGAGGUGUGGAUGGAGUCUGGGACGACGUCGUUCAGAAAGAAUUUCGUCAACGGUUUGGAGUUCUACGCCAUGAUGUUCGAGUCAUUGGACGUGGCCAUGGGGACCGGGGAAUGGGUGAGGAAGAUAGAAACGUUGUUAUUGCGACCGAGGAUACUAGCGGCGGUAGAGACAGCGGCGAAGAGUACGGCGCCCCCGUGGAGGGAGAGGUUUCGAGGGGCGGGGAUGAGGGCGGUGCACUUGAGUCACUUGGCGGAAUUUCAAGCAGAGUGUCUGUUAGGGAAGGUGCAGGUCCGGGGAUUCCACGUGGCGAAAAGGCAGGCGGAGUUGGUGCUUUGCUGGUACGAGAGUGCCUUGGUUGCCAUGUCGGCGUGGAGGUGCUAAGUAAAUAAAUUAGUCCAGCUGGAUUUAGAAUUUUAGUAUUUUGCAUGGCCUUUUUUUUCUUU
Molecule: messenger RNA, 1865 nt
Organism: Hibiscus syriacus
Lineage: Eukaryota; Viridiplantae; Streptophyta; Magnoliopsida; Malvales; Malvaceae
Product: scarecrow-like protein 15
Exons: 1
Coding region: 118-1803 (561 amino acids)
Biological process (GO): regulation of DNA-templated transcription
Cellular component (GO): nucleus
Molecular function (GO): DNA-binding transcription factor activity; sequence-specific DNA binding
Source: RefSeq, a predicted model, not a curated record